ACCGCAAACGAGCUGCCCGCCUACCGCCAUCGCGAGGAGCUCCUCGCCACGGUGCGCGCCGCCCGCGUCACGCUUGUGCGGGGAGCCACGGGCUGCGGCAAGUCGACGCAGUUGCCGAGGCUGCUGCUGCUUGAGGCUGCCACGGCGGGGACGCCGUGUGCAAUCGUCGUGGCUCAGCCGCGCCGCCUCGCCGCCAUGGCGCUGGCAGAGCGGGUCGCGUCGGAGCUCGGCGAGGGCGUCGGCGGCGUGUGCGGCUACCGCGUGCGGGGCGACGCGCGGGCGUCGGCCGAGACGGCGCUCACCUAUGUGACGACGGGCGUGCUGCUGCGGCUGCUCGAGGAGGACGCGGCGCUGCAGGGCUUUAGCCACGUCGUCGUCGACGAGGUGCACGAGCGGAGCGUCGAGACGGACCUGCUGCUGCUCGCGCUGCGCCGCGCGCUCGCGGCCGGCUCGAGCGCCAAGGUCGUCCUCAUGUCCGCCACGGUGCCCGCCGCGCCCUAUUGCGAGUACUUU
Molecule: messenger RNA, 513 nt
Organism: Emiliania huxleyi CCMP1516
Lineage: Eukaryota; Haptophyta; Isochrysidales; Noelaerhabdaceae
Exons: 2
Cellular component (GO): intracellular anatomical structure
Molecular function (GO): ATP binding; RNA binding
Source: RefSeq, a predicted model, not a curated record